This is a messenger RNA of Clarias gariepinus (North African catfish), 4140 nucleotides long. It is a transcript of the gene col21a1, whose product is annotated as collagen, type XXI, alpha 1. Lineage: Eukaryota; Metazoa; Chordata; Actinopteri; Siluriformes; Clariidae. The record is from RefSeq and is a predicted model, not a curated record. The transcript is spliced from 31 exons. The coding region runs from base 301 to 3261 and encodes 986 amino acids.
GAGAGAGAGAGAGAGAGAGAGAGAGAGUUGGAAAGUGGAUGGAAAGGGCAGGAACAUUCACUGGAGCAACAUCUGCGACUCUGCAGCUUUCCAAAGCUUCUGCAGCCUAGUACACUGCGGAACCACGGCCAUGGCACACCUAUGAGGAUGUAAGAGGGACUUCAUUCAGCAAGAAUCCAGCUCUGCACACGCUGACUUUGGAACUGGAAUUUCACUGUCUGACACUGUAAAUGGAUUCCGUGUGCGAUUGGCAAAGAAGUAGCAAUAUCCAGUUCUGAGAAAGAGCAAGUAGGAGGGGAUAUGGCAACUGGCUCAUAUAAAUGGUGGUACAAAACUGAGGCUUCGUGCUUCAGGAUCAUUGGUUGCAAAAUGAGAUCCAUGCAUUUUGUCUUUUGGUGUAUGCACUUCAUGUUUCUUCACUUAUUUUGCGCAGCCCAAGACAAGGACAUGAGAUUAAGUUGCAGAACAGCUCCAAGUGACUUAGUAUUUAUACUUGAUGGCUCAUGGAGUGUGGAUGACACAAAUUUUGAAAUAGUGAAACGGUGGCUGAUGAACAUUACAAUCAGCUUUAACAUUGGCCAGAAGUUCACCCAAGUUGGGGUGGUCCAGUACAGUGAUGAACCUGUUUUACACAUACCCCUGGGAAAACAUUACUCAACCAAUGACCUAAUCAAAGCCAUGGAGGACAUAGAAUAUAUGGGGGGCAACACCAACACUGGAAAAGCUAUCAAGUUUGCUAACGAGAAACUGUUUGCACUAUCAGAGCGUGGUCCGAAUGGGGCUUCAAAAAUCGCAGUGGUUAUGACAGAUGGGAAGUCACAAGAUGCAGUGAUGGAAGCUGCAGAGGCGGCAAGGAAAAAAGGGAUAAUACUUUUUGCAAUUGGUGUUGGGUCAGAGACAGAGGAGACAGAGCUGAAAACAAUUGCCAACAAGCCGUCCUCAACCUAUGUUUUCUAUGUGGAAGACUAUAAAGCCAUCUCCAAGAUCCGUGAAGUUAUUCGACAGAAGCUGUGUGAAGAGACUGUAUGUCCAAACAAAAUACCAAUUAACUCUCGGGAUGAGAAGGGAUUUGACAUUCUGUCUCACCUGAAAUUGGCCAAAAACGCUAAAAAGACACAAGGAUCACUUUAUGGAAUUAAAGCCUACCAAGUGACGCCCAAAGAUGAUUUAACGGAGGAUACAAGGACACUGUUUCCUGAUGGGCUUCCACCUUCUUACGUGUUUGUGGCCACACUUAAAUACAAGGGUUCUCUCCUAACAGAGGACUGGGAUCUCUGGAGAAUACAGACUAGGGAUGGAGAGUCUCAAAUGGCAGUUACUUUGAGUGGUUUGAAGAGAACAGUUAUGUUCACUACUACAAGCACUGCUCCAAGCGGAAUACAGACAGUGGUCUUCAGCAAAUCACCAGCAAAGAGGCUCUUUGACGAAAGGUGGCAUCAGGUUCGUCUUCUGGUAACAGAGGAAGAUGUAACGCUUUAUGUUGAUGACUUGGAAAUUGAAAGCUUGCCCCUGGAACCCCCUGCUGGCAUUUUUAUCAAUGGAAAGACCCAAGUUGGGAAAUAUGUCAGAAAAGAAACAACUGUUCCUUUUGAAAUUCAGAAACUACGAAUCUACUGUGACCCCGAGCAGAAUAACAGGGAAACUGCUUGUGAAAUACCUGGAGUUAACGGAGAGUGUGCCAACGGGUUUGCUGAUGAUAUUGAUCCUACCCCAGAGCCAUGCAUCUGUCCACCUGGGGCACCUGGAACUCCAGGCCAAAAGGGAGAGCCAGGAAGAGCUGGGGAUCCUGGGAGACCUGGUCUUACUGGUGCUGAUGGUAAGCCUGGUCUACCGGGGCCAAGAGGAAGCGCUGGCCUUCAAGGUCCUCCUGGCAUGAUGGGGCUUCGUGGAGCAGAUGGAUACAAGGGUGAUAAAGGAAGUCUUGGGGAACCUGGUGAAAGAGGUAUCCCAGGGUUACCUGGCCCUCCAGGUCAACCAGGUGAAAAGGGAGCAACUGGCUCUCAAGGUGGGCAAGGGAUACCAGGAAAAGAUGGGGAACAGGGUGAAAAGGGAAGCAGUGGACCUACUGGUCCAACCGGAUAUCCAGGACAACCUGGGCUACAUGGAAGAGAUGGAAAAGACGGAAUUCCAGGAGGGCUAGGGCAAAAGGGUGAGACAGGUGCUCCUGGCCUUCCUGGACAAGAUGGACGAGAAGGACAUCCAGGACGGCCAGGAACGCCCGGAGGUGAAGGACCGACAGGAUUAAAGGGUGAGAGUGGAUUGCCAGGACCAAAGGGAGCAAGAGGCUUACCAGGGGAAAAUGGCGAGAUGGGUUUGCCUGGAAUACUUGGUCCAUCCGGAUUACCUGGAUCUAAGGGCAGUAAAGGAGACAACGGAUUGCAGGGUCAACCCGGGCUACCUGGAAAACAGGGUGAACCUGGAGAACCAGGAAACGAAGGACAGACAGGUCAUCCUGGAAUGCCUGGUAUAACUGGACCCAAGGGGGAAACAGGAGGCCCAGGUGAAAGAGGGGAAGAGGGGUUAAAAGGUGACAAAGGAGAUGCAGGAGAACCUGGCCGCAGUGGUCUAACUGGGCUGUCAGGACAAAAAGGAGAGAAAGGGACAACAGGAGAGCCUGGACAGGCAGGACAUAUAGGCCACCAGGGACAGCCAGGACAGCCAGGACAGCCAGGUCCUCCUGGGUCCAGAGGACAGAAUGGGGACCCUGGACAACCUGGACCACCUGGACAUGAAGGCCGACCUGGGAGAGAGUUGUCUGAGCAGCGCAUUCAGCAGAUUUGCAGAGAGGUCCUUCGAUCAGAGAUUCCCUCACUUCUUCUUAGUACCCAACACAGCCAACAGAGAAGUUGUGAACACUGCCACACAAGGCUGGGACCUCCAGGGCCAGCAGGGCCAAUUGGUCCCAAGGGUUCCAGAGGAUUUUCCGGAGUACCAGGAUCACAUGGAUUGCAGGGACAUCGAGGUUUUCCUGGGCGGCCUGGGAUUCCUGGCAUGAAAGGUGAUCCAGGAGAAAGGGGUGAAAAAGGAAAUCAAGGACGGUCAGGAGUCGGAGAUCCAGGUCAACCAGGACUUCCAGGUCCAAUGGGUCCCCCAGGUAUCAGCAAAACUGGUCAUCCAGGUACACCUGGCUUACCUGGACGGGACGGGGAACAGGGAAAGAGUGGAUAUCCAGGAGAACCUGGGUCACCAGGUGUGUGUCACCCAUCUAUGUGUUAUAGUGUUUUAAGAAGGGACCCUUUUUUUAAAGGGCCAAACUAUUGAAUUAGACCUGGAUGAAACAGGCCAGUCUGGAUUUGGUGCUCAGAGAAUGUGAGAAAAGUUAACUAACAGCCUUUAUAAACUCAGGAUGAUCAUACUCUGAAGGGUGUCUCUAAGGCAUAAAGUCAUUAAGUACCUCUAAUAGUGUAAAUAAAUACGUGCAUCCCUGUGUGUAUGGAUCAUUACAUGGUUUCUCAAUGGCACAAACUGUCUCCAUUCAUUGUCUCUCAUAAUCAUGAAGAAUGCAAUCAGAGCUGCAAAGUUACUUUCGUAUGGGGUAAAAUACAUCAGACAAACGGUAGCAUCAAAUGUCUGAAGCACUUAAAAGCUUACAGACGUUCAAGUGAAUGCGCAACACUACUAAUUUUCUGAAUCUCUAGCACCCUCCAGUGUAUGUCUGUAGCUUUUCACCACUCCCAUAGAUUUUUAUUUAACAUGUUCAAGAUAUGUGCUGUGUAGCUAGUCAGCAUUUUGUACAUUUUCAGCCUUUUUUUUUCCAUAGCUCAAAUAUAAACCAUAAACCUGCAUGCUGAAAAGUGACUUUCUGCUAAUCUGUUAAAUGAUGCUUUAUUGUUUUUUGCCUCAUUUCAUUGUCAUGGGAGAAAUAUUAUAGCCAAUGAUGAUGAUGAUGAUGAUUAUUAUUAUUGUGGAUGACAAAUGUGAGCUUUGUAUAAAGCAGUUGUUUACUGUUAGGAAAACUGUUUUUUCCCCCAACAUGCCUUUUUAACAGCUAAGACAAAUUUUUAAGUAUUGUUUUCAUUUGUCUUUAAAAAGCAUAAUAAUUCCACAUUUUAAAUUGUUUUUGAUAUGUUAAAAUGUUCUUGUUUUGUUUGUCUUUUGUGACUUUCAGUUCAAUGUUAAUAAUAUUAAUUAAACCCCAUU